AUGUCCUCCUGGUAUUCCAACAUCCUCACCACCACCACUUCUCGCAUCUCCAACCUCCGAUCGCUCCUCGGCGGCGAGGCCGACGGCGACACCGAAGACGACACCCACGUCUGCCGCGUCCUGCGCGCCUACUACAUUGAGACUGCCCGCAGUUUCCCCCAGUGGCUGCCCCCCGACCCAAAGGCUCCUCCGCCCGUCGUCGCCACACCGCCACCGGGAUACGGCCAGCCACCCAUCGGCUCGCGCUACGGCGCUGGCCUCGCUGCCAACGGCUCUACACCGGCCGGCGGCCUCAGCUCCCUCUGGGACAACAACAACAACGGCUCCGCCAGCGCGCCUCCGACUGCUUCCUUGCGCCAGCCCCGACUCAGCCCGGCUGCUGGCCAGGACCAUUCCCUGAACUCUCGUCCGCUUCCCAGUCAGCGUCUCGGCAGCUACCAGAGCACCCAAAGCGCUCCUGCCAACACCGGCUCUGCCCAGGGCAAGCUGCGGAACCUCUUUGGCGGCGGUGCUGGCGCUUCUCCGGCCUCCAGCCGCACAAACAGCCCGGCCCCCAUGCAAGGUGGCGGCGGCCUCGGUGGUCCUCCAUCCCAUGGCCAGAACGCUAGAUACAACGCUGCUGGCUCCGCUGGCGGCAACGCUCCCUGGGCCAGCAACGACCACCAGGUUGGACAGCCCGGAGGCCGUCGGCGACCUGUUGGCACUGGCCUUCCCAGUGGCCCUCGGAUGAGAUGA
Grosmannia clavigera kw1407 is the source of this 735-nucleotide messenger RNA. Its product is annotated as major facilitator superfamily transporter sugar. The coding region runs from base 1 to 735 and encodes 244 amino acids. The record is from RefSeq and is a predicted model, not a curated record. The transcript has a single exon. NCBI's taxonomy places the organism in Eukaryota, Fungi, Ascomycota, Sordariomycetes, Ophiostomatales, Ophiostomataceae.